UUGAAGAUAAGUUUUGUAAUCUAUUAAUUUCUCAGUCCCUCUAGUCGGGUGGGCGUCGGCCGGUCUUUCCUUUCCACCAGAUCCCCCUAAAAACCGUACGUGCGGGUCUCCCCGCAUGUGGCUCACGCCAUUCAAGGUGGUCCAGCCCAGCAUUCAUUCGAAAAUCCUGUAGUGAAAUUGAAAAGGGCAUUUAAAAUUUAUAAAUAGAGCGCGGACAAUCAGAAUUCAUUUUGAUGGCGCGAAUCUUAUCAUUCUUCGUUGAGCAAUUCCUUAACUCCAGCUCCCAUCACCAUCCGCCUCAGCUUCACAAAUUCAGGUGUUUCUCCUCGGAAACCAACUGUAAUUUCACUGGUAAUCAUAAAAGCACCAAACAGCGAAUGAGGCAGAGCUCCAAAAGGCCCAAAUCAACGACAAAAACCAGCACGGCUAUAUCCAUGGCCCGACUCAUUAACACAAACUCCUGGUCAAGUGAGCUCCAGUCGUCUUUCUCUUCUCUAGCCCCAUCUCUCUCUAAAACCACCGUUGAUCAAACUCUUCGCCUGAUUAAAUCUCCGCAAAAAGCCCUUCAAUUUUUCAACUGGGUUCAGCAGAUGGGUUUCGCCCACAAUCACCAAUCAUUCUUUUUAAUGCUUGAAAUAUUGGGCCGAAACCGAAACCUUAACGUGGCUCGUAAUUUUCUUCUCUCCAUUGAGAAGAGAUCUGAUGGGGUGGUUAAACUGGAGGACAAAUUCUUUAAUAGUUUGAUUAGGAGCUAUGGUGAAGCGGGUUUGUUUCAAGAGUCUAUAAAGAUGUUCACAAUGAUGAAAAGUAUGGGGGUUUCGCCUUCUGCUGUUACUUUUAAUAUUCUUUUGUUAGUUUUGUUUAAAAGGGGAAGAACCAGUAUGGCAAAGAACGUGUUCGAUGAAAUGCUUAGCACGUUUGGUGUUACACCGGAUGUUUAUACUUUUAACAUUUUGAUUAGAGGGUUUUGUAAGAAUUCAAUGGUUGAUGAAGGGUUUAGGUUUUUUAAAGAAAUGGAAAGGUUUAAGUGUGUCCCUGAUGUUGUUACGUUUAAUACAAUUGUUGAUGGGUUGUGUAGAGCCGGUAAGGUUAAGAUAGCUUGCAAUGUCGUCAAGGGUAUGGGGAAGAAGAAUGUGGAUUUGAAACCGAAUGUUGUUUCUUAUACCACUUUGAUUAGAGGGUAUUGCAUGAAACAAGAGAUUGAUGAGGCUUUGCUUGUUUUCGAAGAGAUGAUCAGUCAAGGAUUGAAGCCUAGUGGAAUUACGUAUAAUACUCUUAUAAAGGGUCUUUGUGAAGUUAGGAAGUUUGAGAAGAUAAGGGAAGUUUUGGAGGGAGCAAAAGAAAGUGGAGGAUUUACUCCUGAUACGUGUACUUUCAACACAGUGAUGGUUGCACAUUGUAGUGGAGGGAACUUGGUUGAGGCAUUUGAGAUGUUUGAUAAGAUGAGGGAGUUGCAGGUCCUGCCAGAUUCGAGUACGUAUAGUGCUCUGAUAAGGAGUUUGUGUCACUCUAGUGAUUUUGAGAGAGCGGAGAAGUUGUUUGAUGAGCUUUCAGAGAAAGAGAUCCUGUUGAGUGAUACUGGGUGUACUCCUCUGGUUGCUGCAUACAAUCCCAUGUUUGAGUAUCUGUGUGGAAAUGGGAAGACUAAGAAGGCAGAGAAAGUUUUUAGGCAGCUAAUGAGGAGAGGAACACAAGAUCCGUCAUCUUUCAAGACUUUGAUCGUAGGACAUUGUAAGGAAGGUAGAUUUAAAGCUGGCUAUGAGCUGUUGGUUUUGAUGUUAAGGAGAGAUUAUGUGCCUGAUUUUGAGAUGUAUGAUUCGUUGAUUAACGGUCUCUUGCAGAAGGGUGAUCCUCUUCUUGCCCAGGAGACUCUAGAGAAGAUGCUGAAGAGCUCUCAUCUUCCUCGAACAUCUACUUUCCACUCUAUACUUGCAGAACUUGUGAAAAAGAAGAGUGCCCAUGAAUCUGCAAGCUUGGUAAUGUUAAUGUUGGAGAAAAAAAUUAGACAGAGCAUCACUCUUUCAACGCGUACUGUUAUUUUACUCUUUGGUAGUGGACUGAGGGAUAAAGCAUUUCAGAUUGUUGGUUUGCUUUAUGAUAACGGAUUUGUGAUUGAGAUAGGAGAAGUAAUCAGUUUCCUUUGUCAGAGUAGAAAGAUCUUAGAGGCACAUAAAAUGUUGUUAUUUAGUUUGCAGAAGAAUCAUAGUGUUGAUAUUCACCUAUACAGCACGGUUAUUGAAGGUCUAUGUAAAAUCCAUAAACUUUCAGAAGCAUUUGAAUUGUACUAUGAAUUGGUGGAGGUGGAGAAAGGGCUCCAUCAACAUUUGUCUUGCCUAGAAGAUUUGAAAAAUGCCCUAGAAGCCGGUGGAAGACCCGAGGAAGCUAAGUUUGUAUUUAAGAGGAUGCCAAAACAGUUGCGACCAAACAAAUCUCCAAAUUAAGUUCUCGGUUCCAUGACGCAAGUUAGACACAUUUCAAGGAGUCAAAAUGGGGCUUCAACCCGCAGUUGGAAUUCUAACUGCGACAUCAAGAAUCCUUGACGGAUGACACUUGUAAUCUCUGCGAGAAUUGAAGUUGCCUGUUCGAUAAACACUCUAUCGAUGGUUUGCUUAAACGAUUUGAAUCUUUUUGUAUUUCAUUUUCCUGACAUGAAACUACUUUCUGUACAUUAACCCAUUUGUUGCGUUGCAGAUAGCUACUAUGCUAGUUGAUAGAGAGCUGAUAAUCCUUGAUUAUGAUGUUUAACUCGAAGCAUUACUUCUCAACGCAAGACUGCUACCGCUGAGGCGUUUGCUAAUGUAAAGUGCUGUUGGAUUUGAGUUAACUCCAUCAUUCCUUACCUUUGUUUUCUGAAUUUCGGCAUUCCUCAGUAGUAGCCGAUAUGCUGACUAGAAGUCUAGAAAAACACUGCAUAGAUCAUAGAUUUAAGCUUUGGUUUUUAGUAAUUUUUUUUACCAUUUGCAUAUGAGAAGUUCAGGGGUUGAAAAUGUAAAAAUGAAUAGCAUAAAGACAGUAGUUUCUAUUUCUAAUUAAAUGUGGUGAAUGUAAUUUACAGCUUGAACAAACUAAUAGAAGCAUAUUUUGUUGGUUAAACAU
Molecule: messenger RNA, 3096 nt
Organism: Pistacia vera
Lineage: Eukaryota; Viridiplantae; Streptophyta; Magnoliopsida; Sapindales; Anacardiaceae
Product: pentatricopeptide repeat-containing protein At1g02060, chloroplastic
Exons: 2
Coding region: 234-2441 (735 amino acids)
Molecular function (GO): protein binding
Source: RefSeq, a predicted model, not a curated record